UCAAGUUCAAGGAAAACAUAUUUUCACUAUCUACACAAAACUUGCAUAAAAUAGUAAUUUGUAUCGCUCUUGUUAUAAAAAUAAAUAAGACCAAAAGUAUUAUAAUGGCUAAGCAUUUUUCAUGUAUAUUUGCUCUUAUAUUCGUCUUCCUACUCAUACAAGAAAAUAUGACGGGUAUGGUUAAGGCAGAUGCUAUAUGUCAAAAAGGACUAGGAGAAUGUAAGAAUGAUUGUGAUGCAAGGUGCACACAACUGUACGGACCAGGUACCGGAAAGUGUGAUUACACCCUGAAGCCACCGCUUUGCACGUGCUAUUACAAGUGCGGUCCUCCCUCUGGGCCACCGUUGCCGCCGGUGGCGAAAUGCCAUGAAAAUGAUGGUGAAUGCAGCCUACAGAGUUGUAAUGAUGAUUGUUGCACGACUAGGUGCAAGGCCAAGCUCCCCGGAAAAUUAGAGGUGGUUGGUUCAUGUCAACAGAUCAUAGGGACUCCACAAAGACUUUGUUUAUGCGAUUUUGAUUGUUAAUUUUUACUUUAAUAUUACACAAAUUGAAAGGAUU
Spinacia oleracea (spinach) is the source of this 558-nucleotide messenger RNA. RefSeq names its product defensin-like protein 182. NCBI's taxonomy places the organism in Eukaryota, Viridiplantae, Streptophyta, Magnoliopsida, Caryophyllales, Amaranthaceae. The record is from RefSeq and is a predicted model, not a curated record. Bases 105 to 524 code for a protein of 139 amino acids. The transcript has 2 exons.